This is a messenger RNA of Symbiodinium natans, 1194 nucleotides long. The record is from the annotation of a GenBank genome assembly. NCBI's taxonomy places the organism in Eukaryota, Dinophyceae, Suessiales, Symbiodiniaceae.
AUGGCUGAUUCCGAGUUGGAGAGUGCACUGGCAAAGGAAGGUCUGGCAGCAGAGGUCAUCAAGGUGGCCAUAGAUGGGGGCUGGACGGCCUCGGCGUUCAAGCAUGUCGUUGAAACCCAGGCAGAGGUUGAGGGAGCCAUCCCUGAGAUCUUCCCAGGCCACGUCUUGUCCCGUUUGCAGAUUGCCCAAAUCAAAGCAGCGUGGGCGGGCAUGCAAGCUUCCAGUUCUUCUAGUGUUUCGCCGACCCCAGUCAACGCAGAUCCUACUUUGGAGACAUGGGUAGAGAGUUUUGCUCCAAAAAUUGCAUCCACGAAGCUGUCCGAUAUGAAGCGCCAAUUCCUAGCAAAUUACCCAAGCGAGGCCCCGCCCUCUCUGGGCGCCGUGCGCCGACCAAGUAAGGAGAAGGUGAAGCUUUUGCCUGCCACCGGGCUGGGAGCAGCCCAUCAAGAGGCACGGUCGGAGUAUAAAUGGAUAGCUUGGAAACAUCGCAUGACGGAAGAGAAAGCUUCGGAGUUGUUGAUUGCCCGACCCCACAAACAGCCCAAGCUCGAAAUGCUGGGUCUUUCCAGCUUGCUUCUAGAUGAUCCGCCUACAAUCGAAGUGACCGAUGCCAAUAUGGGGAUCAGUGGUAUCCAACGGAUCUUGGCUGUGCAUGAUGUUGCGUUAGCUAUGGUUGGCUCUGCUCACCUUGCCCGCCUCAAAGCCUAUAGCUGCAAGUUUGUCCAGCUUGUGUCCCAGCGUUUUGAUCCAGCGUCAGGACUGCGUGCACCGACAAUUCUAGAAGCGCAACAGGCAGAUUGUCGGAUUUGGCAGAGCAUCCACUCUUUGGUCAGUGAGAAAGCCUGGAGCUUGAAUGACGCGUUGCAUGAGUUCACAGAGAUUAGAGGUGAGCUCAGCACCUUGCUGCAGGAAAAGGGCGGUAAGCCCAAGGGCGCUCCAGGGAGGCACAUUACCUUCGUGAAAGAGAUCCAGGUGCAAGCCGUGUCGCUGGAUAUGAUAUCCAGCCUGCAGCUCGGCCAUCCGAGCGUUGCUUUCAGCCUCUUGGCCUCCACGGGUGCUUCCUGCCAGGAGCGUUACCUCAGCGGCUCCGGGGGUGAGACCUGGAAUGCCUUGUGUGUCAGCAGGAACAUCCUGACGUCCCCGCACAAGGACACAGCAAAUUUGCCGGGGUCGUCAAACUUGACAGUGGGUUAG